Messenger RNA from Carassius gibelio (silver crucian carp), 1140 nucleotides. It is a transcript of the gene cldnb, whose product is annotated as claudin b. Gene Ontology annotation, molecular function: structural molecule activity. Lineage: Eukaryota; Metazoa; Chordata; Actinopteri; Cypriniformes; Cyprinidae. Gene Ontology annotation, biological process: cell adhesion; bicellular tight junction assembly. The record is from RefSeq and is a predicted model, not a curated record. Gene Ontology annotation, cellular component: bicellular tight junction; plasma membrane. The coding region runs from base 82 to 729 and encodes 215 amino acids. The transcript has a single exon.
AGCACACAGCCUCCUGGGACAUACACCUAUAAGGACUGCGAAGAGAGCCACCUCAAGAGACGAAGAAAAUCAUCAAAGAUCAUGGUGUCUGCUGGGCUUCAGUUACUGGGCACUGCCCUGGCCAUAAUAGGAUGGAUCGGUGUCAUUGUGUCUUGUGCUCUUCCCAUGUGGAAAGUCACAGCUUUCAUCGGCAACAACAUUGUCACGGCACAGACUUCGUGGGAAGGAAUCUGGAUGACCUGCGUCGUACAGAGCACCGGACAGAUGCAGUGUAAAGUCUACGACUCCAUGCUGGCCCUCAGCUCAGACCUCCAGGCCGCCCGUGCCCUCACCAUCAUUUCCAUCGUGAUUGGGAUCCUGGGCAUCAUGCUGGCCAUGGCUGGAGGCAAAUGCACCACUUGCAUCGAGGACGAGAGCUCCAAAUCAAAAGUCGGUAUCACUGCCGGUGUGAUUUUCAUCGUUGCUGGGGUGCUGUGUCUGAUCCCGGUGUGCUGGACGGCUAACGUCAUCAUCCAGGACUUCUACAACCCCUUGUUGAACCAAGCACAGAAGAGAGAGCUGGGAGCAGCUCUGUUCAUCGGCUGGGGAGCCGCUGCGCUGUUGAUCAUCGGGGGAGGUUUGCUCUGCUGCAACUGCCCGCCAAAGGAGGAAACAGGAAAAUACACAGCCAAAUAUAAUGCUGCACCUCGGUCUGCAGCUUCUGCACCAUCUGGCAAGAACUUUGUGUAAAUGAUGGACUCUGAAAUGAACUCUAUAGUGCCUUAAUGUUUACAGUCUUGGUUUGACCAGGAUGUAGCGGCUCAAAAAGAGUUUGCAAACAGGUAUCAUGAGGACUUGAAAAGCUAUCAAUUAAAUGCUGAUGUUACAAGUUUUCUACAGAUUUUCUACAUAUAAGACAAUGAGGAAAAUGGGGAACCACGUUAAAAAAAAAAAAAAACCUUCGCAUUUGAAGAAGGCUAAUUUGAUAUCUGUCUUGUUUAAGUAUGAUCAAAUUUUCCUCUCAAAGCAUUUGUCAUGUUUGACAUGUUUUGUUUUUUUUCAUUUAAAAUGUAUUUUGAUUUUUUUCAAGUAUUUGAACGUUUUAUGAUUUUGUAAAUACCACUUUUGUACAGGGAAAAUAAAAAUGAUAUUUGUAUCGCA